Molecule: messenger RNA, 1510 nt
Organism: Chanos chanos (milkfish)
Lineage: Eukaryota; Metazoa; Chordata; Actinopteri; Gonorynchiformes; Chanidae
Gene: atg3
Product: autophagy related 3
Exons: 12
Coding region: 91-1032 (313 amino acids)
Biological process (GO): glycophagy; autophagy of mitochondrion; autophagosome assembly
Cellular component (GO): phagophore assembly site; cytosol
Molecular function (GO): Atg8-family ligase activity
Source: RefSeq, a predicted model, not a curated record
UCUCCGCUCGUGCCUAAAAAAUCCCAGAAAAAUUUAACUCAUCUCUUCCUUCGCGAGGACUCGUUUCGGGCUGGAGAGUGUGCCGCCAACAUGCAGAACGUCAUUAAUUCUGUGAAAGGCACAGCGCUAGGGGUGGCAGAAUUCCUUACGCCAGUCCUAAAGGAAUCCAAAUUCAAAGAGACUGGAGUGAUAACUCCAGAGGAGUUUGUUGCCGCAGGCGAUCAUCUAGUUCACCAUUGCCCGACAUGGAAGUGGUCAACUGGAGAGGAGUCCAAGGUGAAGCCUUAUUUGCCCAAAGAUAAGCAGUUCCUUUUAACUCGGAAUGUUCCGUGCUACAAGCGAUGUAAACAAAUGGAGUAUUCAGACGAACUGGAAGCAAUUAUAGAGGAAGAUGAUGGAGAUGGAGGAUGGGUGGACACUUACCAUAACUCAGGUGUUACAGGUGUGACCGAGGCUGUCCGGGAAAUCUCAUUGGAUAAUAAAGACAAUAUGAAUAUGAAUGUGCAGACGGGAGCAGACGAUGAUGACGACGAUGAUGAAGGAGAAGCCGCCGACAUGGAAGAGUAUGAGGAGAGCGGGCUUUUGGAAUCAGAUGAGGCCACCCUUGACACGAGUAAGACGGUAGAUUCAACUAAAUGUAAAGCAGAGGUGGGCAACGAGGACGCCAUCCUACAGACCAGAACCUACGACCUCUGCAUCACAUACGACAAAUAUUACCAAACACCCAGGCUGUGGCUCUUCGGAUACGAUGAGGACCGGCAGCCGCUGACAGUGGAGCAGAUGUAUGAGGAUAUCAGCCAAGACCACGUGAAGAAAACUGUCACCAUCGAGAACCACCCGCACCUGCCCCCCCCAGCCAUGUGCUCCGUCCACCCCUGCAGACAUGCUGAGGUGAUGAAAAAGAUUAUUGAGACGGUGGCUGAGGGUGGGGGUGAGCUUGGAGUCCAUAUGUAUCUCCUGAUUUUCUUGAAAUUUGUGCAAGCUGUCAUUCCAACAAUAGAAUAUGACUACACGCGACACUUCACCAUGUAAAAAAAAAAAAAAAGAACUUCGUGACGCACAGCAUUAACUUCAAAUGGACGACUUCUUCCUCAUGAAUUCGGAGCUAUGUGAGACCACCUGCAGACAUCACAUCACAGAGACAAUAAGAAUGAUCUAUGGAAUCCUGUGGGGUUCUGUGUGAUUUGCUUUGCGGCGGAGGGAGGGGUUGUCCGCUGAACGACUUUAACGAUGAUUAGCUACACACCUGUAAAACUAAUUCUUCUGUCCCAAACUUACAACUGCUUAAAAGAGGUGAUAGUCUCGCGGUGCUUGCGUCUGGAUUAUCUGUAUUCUCUAUUUGGCACAUAUGUGACUCGGCUCUUAAUAACAUUUCUAAUGAUAACAAACCUGUAAAACAAUGUCUUUUGUUUUAUAUAUAUACGGCUGGAUUUCAGAGCUCCACUCGUGUUGACGACCGCGUGUCAUUGUAUAACCUGUUUUAAUGUUAAAUAAACGGUCUGUAAGCAGA